Molecule: messenger RNA, 394 nt
Organism: Staurois parvus
Lineage: Eukaryota; Metazoa; Chordata; Amphibia; Anura; Ranidae
Source: the annotation of a GenBank genome assembly
AUGCCCCUCAUUAGAUCUGACCUGCUGUUGCUGACCUGGCGUGUGACCCGACGAUUCUCUGCCUGCUGCCUUGUACCAUACCGUCCUCUCUGUUACCGACUCGGCCUUGUGUUCCGUCCAUCCAUCCUGCAUGGAUCCAUCCGUUGCGGUCCGGGCCUGCUCUGCCUCUUCACAUCAGGCUCUCAUCCUGCUACGUGCCACUGGCGGUUCCCUCUACCACAGCUGGGUGUACCCAGGGGCCGUGACUGCGUCUCAGUCUGCUCCAAGUCCAUCCCCACCAUCAGGGGCUCUGGUGAACAAGCAGAUUGGGGCUCAGACUCCGCGCCCUGGGGAAAUCUGGUCUGUGGAGCUCUAGAGCUACCGUCGGUAGGUACCUGACAGGUGGACAUUUUAA